ACUGAUUUUUGGACGUGUAUGGGCUGCCACACCUGAACCUGGCCAGCACCUGGCUUUAUUUUUACCUCUACAUUAUACUUUUAAUCUUUUAUUAAGUUAGGUUAUUUUACUAGUCGCUUCUCUUCCAUUUUAAUUACAGAAAAGAAGGCAAAGAGACAUGGCGGACUGGAAGCCCCAGAUAAGUUACAACUAUAACCCGUCCUACCAUGCCUACGCGUACGGCCUGGUGUUCCAACCCGGGCCCGAGCAGAACCACGGGAACCUGUCCAGCUGGGGCGAAGCUGGGGAUUUAAGCAACUACAACCCCGGAGUCUCCCAAGCCUACUACACCCCGACCACAAGGACCCGGGAGGACUCACCGCCCUGCAGCCCGGAGGACCACGCCAUGAACCGGCACUACCAGGGCUCCGGGAUGGUCUACCUGGGGGACUCACAGACAGGUCGGCUGGUGUUAGCAGGACCACAUCAGGCUGCCUACACCGCGAGGGAGCACGAGGCGUCGCGGGCCGAUUCAACCAGUGACUCUGAGGCGCACACCUCACCAGAUUCAUGGAGGUCUGGGAGCAGCAGAGAAGGAGGUCUACCUCAGACAGACCCUGUCACCUGGGGAAAGAAAGAUCUUGACGACGAGACUAGCAGCAGGAGUCCUGAUGCCAGUGAGGAUGUUUCCAGCUCUUUCAUGGAGGAGCCAAGGACCUUUGUCAUUACAGGGAACGAUAGCACCAACAAGACUGCCCCUCUUCAUGCACCCAUGACUGCCCCAAAGAGUCAAAGCACUACUGCUGUAAGUAACCCCAAAGGGAAGGUCCGGGCUGCCUUCUCAGAGACUCAGAUGAAUACUCUAGUCCAGCGGUUCAGUGUGCAGAGAUACCUCACCCCUGCAGAAAUGAAGAACCUUGCAGAGCUGACUGGCCUGACGUACAAACAGGUUAAGACAUGGUUUCAGAACCGAAGGAUGAAGCUGAGGAGGCAUCAGAAAGACAAUGGGUGGGCUCCUGAGCGCUACAACACCAACAAGGAGAGCCCAGUACGGGGAGCCAUGUACCACAACAUACCCCCACAUAUCCCACCUUAUCAGGGAGAAGUCCGACCCCAGUCAAAAGAGCAUUACAACCAGCACAUGAUGGAGUCGGCCUUCAAGAAGAACGUACCCCAGAACCUGGCCUUCUACUUGGCUGCCAUGAGCUCCACAGCUGGAUCUACCGGCUACCCGUCCUGGCCCUCGGGCUCACAGCAAAUUGUAAUGCCGACCCGGCCCCAGGCAGCUGGCUGGUCCUUGCAGCCUGGUGUCGCCGCGUAUGAAUACAACCACAACGCAUUCAACUCAGUCUCUACGAAUAACACUGAACGCAACACAAGCUUUGAGGACAAAGAUGGAGAGCCCGUCAGCCUCCGCAGCUCCACCUCACCUGUCAUAGUGCAGAAUGUCAGCCAGUAGAGGAUGAUACAGCGGGUUGGGGAUAUAAGCAUUUCUGUAAAUGACGACCAUGUUGAUAGUCUUCAAUUAAAAUGUUCCUGACAGAAGUUGUUGACCAGCAGAGAUGCUGGUGUCAUGCUGCGUGUACAUAGGCCGUGUUCAUACUUCUGUUUGACUUUUUAUCUUGAAGUUCUAUUUUUAUAUUCAACUAUUUAAUGUUUGUUGGUGUGCUCUUUGUGCUUGCUGAUGCGAUCUGUGGCAGUUUGAUUCAGUCAUGACGACUUUGCUUAUUUUUUGUUUGUUUUUUUUAAUGGUUUUAAGCCAAAGUACUGAUACACAUGUUGAGUGCACUCAGUUCAAUGAUUUUUUUGUAUGAUUGCAGGUUCACUUUGAUGAGUUUCUUACCGAGGGGUUAAUUACAUGGUGACAUUUAUGCAUUUACUUUCUCUUGUUUGAGUAAUACAAUGCAUGUGAUCACAGUUGAGAACACCUUUGGGCACAUCACUUAUAAUGUUGCAGCUAAGUACUCCACGCAUUGCAUUUACCAGUGUUUGGUACAGUUUUCCAGUUUGCAAUAAAAGCUCAAAGUAUUCCAGA
Messenger RNA from Notolabrus celidotus (New Zealand spotty), 2014 nucleotides. RefSeq names its product nanog homeobox (gene nanog). Gene Ontology annotation, biological process: regulation of transcription by RNA polymerase II. NCBI's taxonomy places the organism in Eukaryota, Metazoa, Chordata, Actinopteri, Labriformes, Labridae. The transcript is spliced from 4 exons. Gene Ontology annotation, molecular function: RNA polymerase II cis-regulatory region sequence-specific DNA binding; DNA-binding transcription factor activity, RNA polymerase II-specific. The record is from RefSeq and is a predicted model, not a curated record. The coding region runs from base 158 to 1438 and encodes 426 amino acids.